This is a messenger RNA of Carassius auratus (goldfish), 7340 nucleotides long. It is a transcript of the gene tjp1a, whose product is annotated as tight junction protein 1a. Gene Ontology annotation, biological process: positive regulation of blood-brain barrier permeability; cell-cell junction organization; cell-cell adhesion. Bases 374 to 5635 code for a protein of 1753 amino acids. Gene Ontology annotation, cellular component: plasma membrane; bicellular tight junction. The record is from RefSeq and is a predicted model, not a curated record. The transcript has 31 exons. Lineage: Eukaryota; Metazoa; Chordata; Actinopteri; Cypriniformes; Cyprinidae. Gene Ontology annotation, molecular function: cell adhesion molecule binding.
UUUCCUCUCUCCUACCUCACACACAAAUGCUCAGCCGCUGUCACUUGCCACUGGCUUCUGUCAGAGUUUCUCUCUGAGUGUUUUCAGAACAGAAAGUGCUUCGCGAGGAGCACGCACAAACAAUGUGCCGCUCCUGACCAACACUGAAUGGAUUAGCUGGCUAUUCAGAGCACUAAUGAGAUUACAGAGUCACAACAGACAUGGGUCCUAGCGGCAUGGUACCUUUUGCCGCGCUUCUUGAGGAGUGUUUUCCUUGUCAGUCCCUCAGCACUGGAAAUGGCGCUCUGAAAGUGACCGAGGCGGACCCGGCGCAGACGGAUGCCAGGGAAUAGACGCGCACAAGCUCACCUAUGUUGGUUUCGUGGUGGACAAUAUGAAGUACCAGAAAUACAUAACAGUGAUGCAGAUGGCCAUGGGAGUGACAGCUUCCAACAAAGACGACUGCAUCCCUCCAAAGAGACAGCUGUGGGUGCCACCUGAUUCAGAAGCCCCCGCUGCCUCCGCUGCCUCUGCUGCGACGCCACCUGCUGCGGCUGUGAGUCAGGGCAAACCAUCACUGCGCAGGAUCAAGGGCCGCAUCCACAGAAGCAAGAGCCUGGACAGUAUAGAUCUACUGGACUGCAAUAGUACAACAAUGGAGGAAACUGUGAUAUGGGAACAGCACACGGUGACUCUUCACAGGGCGCCAGGUUUUGGGUUUGGAAUCGCCAUCUCAGGGGGCCGUGACAACCCUCAUUUCCAGAGCGGAGAGACCUCUAUAGUGAUCUCAGAUGUGCUCAAGGGGGGACCAGCAGAAGGGCUUUUACAAGAGAAUGAUAGAGUGGUGAUGGUAAAUGGUGUCUCCAUGGACAAUGUGGAGCAUGCCUACGCUGUUCAGCAGCUGAGAAAAAGUGGAAAGAAUGCCAAAAUCACUAUCCGCAGAAAGCGGAAGGUGCAGAUUCCUGUAAGUCGAGGGGGAGACCGAGAGACUAUGUCAGAGCGAGAGGAAGAGGAAGACACUGAGGAGGAUGAUUAUGAGGGACCAGCACGUGCAGGGGGAGCGAGCGGAGGCACUAGCAGAAGAAACGAGCGCAGCGACAGCACCGGAAGGAGGGACCAUAGUAAUUCCCGUGAGAGGAGCAUUUCCCCUCGCUCAGACAGACGAUCAGUUGCAUCCAUUGUCCCGCCACGUCCUUCCAAAGUCACACUUGUCAAGUCCCGCAAGAAUGAAGAAUACGGCCUGCGUCUGGCCAGCCACAUAUUUGUAAAGGACAUUUCUCCCGAGAGCCUUGCAGCCCGUGAUGGCAACAUACAAGAGGGAGACGUCGUCCUGAAGAUCAAUGGCACAGUGACUGAGAACCUGUCUUUGAUAGACGCAAAGAAGCUUAUAGAGCGAUCGAAAGGCAAGCUGAAAAUGGUGGUGCAGAGAGACGAGAGGGGGACACUCCUAAACAUUCCAGAUAUGGACGAUAGCAUUCCCUCAGCUAAUUCAGACAGAGAUGAUAUUUCAGAAAUUCAUUCACUGGCAUCAGAUCAUUCCCAUGAGCGCACCCGUCGCAGUCGAUCCCGUUCCCCUGACAAACGCUCAGAGCCCUCCGACAUCUCCAGCCACUCUCCACAGCAGAUGAGCAAUGGCAGGCCGAGGGGCUCUUUUCUCACCAGAAUGCUCCCGCUCCACAGGAGUCGCGAGGAAGAGCGCAUCUCCAAACCAGCAGCGGUAACCACUCCAGUUAAGAUGACGGAAGAUGCCCUUCUGGUUCCGUCCACAGAACAGCCCGGGGACAAACAGAUCCCUCCACUGCCAGAGCCAAAACCAGUGUAUGCACAACCUGGGCAACCUGAUGUUGAUCUGCCAGUCAGCCCCUCUGACGCCCCUGUGCCCAGUGUCACUCAUGAUGACAGCAUCCUCCGGCCUAGUAUGAAACUGGUGAAGUUUAAGAAAGGCGAAAGUGUAGGAUUGAGGCUGGCAGGAGGAAAUGAUGUGGGGAUCUUUGUUGCUGGUGUGCUGGAAGACAGUCCUGCUGCCAAGGAAGGCCUGGAGGAGGGAGACCAGAUACUCAGGGUUAACAAUGUUGACUUUGCAAACAUCAUUCGUGAGGAAGCAGUGCUGUUCCUGCUCGAUCUGCCCAGAGGUGAAGAGGUCACCAUCCUGGCUCAGAGAAAGAAAGAUGUGUACCGGCGGAUAGUGGAGUCUGAUGUGGGUGACUCCUUCUACAUCAGAACACACUUUGAGUAUGAGAAAGAGUCUCCAUACGGGCUGAGCUUUAAUAAGGGAGAGGUGUUCAGAGUGGUAGACACCCUGUACAACGGCAAACUGGGCUCCUGGCUGGCCAUCCGCAUUGGGAAGAACCACCAGGAGGUGGAAAGAGGAAUCAUUCCCAACAAGAACAGGGCGGAACAGUUAUCAAGUGUACAGUAUACACUCCCCAAAACUACAGGCGGUGACCGAGCUGACUUCUGGAGGUUCAGAGGUCUGCGCAGUUCAAAGAGGAACCUGCGGAAGAGCAGAGAAGAUCUGUCAGCUCAGCCUGUUCAGACCAAGUUCCCUGCCUACGAGAGGGUGGUACUUAGAGAAGCUGGGUUUCUGAGACCUGUUGUGAUCUUCGGGCCGAUCGCAGACGUUGCACGAGAUAAAUUGGGGAGAGAGGUGCCUGACCUGUUUGAGCUUGCAAAGACACAGCACCCAGAUGGAAGGGAAAAGAGUGAACCCAGAGAUGCCGGCACUGACCAGCGCAGCUCGGGGAUCAUACGUCUUCACACUAUCAAACAGAUAAUCGACCGGGACAAACAUGCAGUGUUGGACAUUACUCCUAAUGCAGUGGAUCGGCUGAACUAUGCUCAGUGGUAUCCCAUCGUGGUGUUCCUGAAUCCUGACAGUAAGCAGGGUGUAAAGAACAUGAGAACCAGACUGUGUCCUGAGUCCAGGAAGAGUGCCAGGAAACUCCAUGAGCGGGCACUUAAACUGAGAAAGCACAACCACCACCUAUUCACAGCCACCAUUAACAUGAACAACAUGAACGAUGGCUGGUAUGGAGCGUUGAAGGAGACUAUUCAGCAGCAACAGAACCAGCUGGUGUGGGUCUCAGAGGGCAAGGCGGACGGCGCACCUGACGAUGAUCUGGAUCUUCACGAUGACCGUCUGUCCUAUGUGUCUGCCCCUGGUAGCGAGUACAGUAUGUACAGCACGGACAGCCGUCACACCUCAGACUACGAGGACACUGACACAGAGGGCGGAGCCUACACAGACCAGGAACUAGACGAGACCCUGAACGAUGAGGUUGGACCGCCCAUUGAACCCGCCAUCACUCGCUCCUCAGAGCCCGUCCGGGAGGACCCACCCGUCAUCCAGGAACCCCCUGGAUACGGAGGGUACCAGCCCGAACCGCUGAACCGCAUCGACCCGGCAGGGUUCAAGGCCCCUGCCCCUCAGCAGAAAGCAGAGGCUGCUCUUCCCAGGCAGCCUGAGCCGCUGGCAGAGACAGCGCCCCCUGCUGUUCAUGUAAAUGUAGGGGCCCUGAGUGCCAAGGAUCUCCCGGUCACCCUCACUCAGGGGGAUUUCAGCCCAGAGGCUGGCUCUCUCUUCCCACCUGCCCCUGAGCUAGUCCAACCCCCGUCUCCCGACCCCAGCCAAUCCAGACAACCCGGGUCAGAGUCCAAGAUGUACAAGAAGGAUAUCUAUCGUAACAACGAGCCGGUGCAGGUAAACCAGAAACCUAUGCAGCCCAACUACAACCCCCAGCAGCCCCUCUACCAGGAAGACAAGCCAUACAGAGAUUACGACCACCAGCCCUACCGCUAUGAUGGGGGCUACAUGGAACCAAAGGCUCGUAAUUUUGACCCCCACCUACAUUUAGACAGCAGCGUGCCUCCGUACGAUGAGCAUUGGGCUCCGUAUGACCAAACGUCUGGAUAUGACCCUCAUAUGCCCUAUGAGGAUGGUCUGAACCGCAUGUACGGUCACCCUCAGAUGCGACAUGACACAGGCUAUGACUCCAGUCGACCUCGCUAUGGCAAACCCAGCCCCGGACCGAUCCGACAUGAUGAACCGCCCCCUGUGCGCCCACAGUAUGACCAGGAGCCACUCUCUCAUACUCAAGCCUCUUCCCGCUCCCCUGAACCCCCCAAACAACAGUACUAUGACCCAUCCCAGAGGCCUUCCUAUAAUCAACCUCCACAGAGGGGCUACAUGAACUCUGAAGCCUCUGUGACCCCUCCUAAACCUGAGUCCAUCUCACCGCCAGUGGAACCUGCACUUCCUCCUUCCCUUCCAGCUGAGGCAGAGGAUGAUCCAGCCAUGAAGCCCCAGUCCGUGCUCACGAGGGUUAAAAUGUUUGAGAACAAGCGAUCCGUGUCUGUGGACAGAGCAAGAGAGUCUGCAGACUCUGGUAUUAGGCCUGUGGACAUGGUGCCUAAACCUGGUGCUGCCUCCGUGCCCAAAGCCAAUUCUUUAAGUAACCUGGACCAAGAGAAGGCCUUUAGAUCUCCAGAGCCACAGCACCCCCAGCCUAAAGCAACAGAUGAUAUCAUUCGUUCAAAUAACAGUGACCCUGAUGAGGAUGAGGAGUACUACAGGAAACAGCUGUCUUACUUUGACCGCCGAAGCUUUGACGGCAAACCCACUGCACAGCUGGCGCCUGCCAUCAAGCCAAGCCAACCCCAGACCCAACCAGGGUACUACCCCAGAGCAGAGUCAGUGGAGAAGAUCAACCCUGUUGCUCCAGUUAACCCAGCUGUCCCACCCCCGACCCUGCCCAAACCCUCAGUCACUCCACCUCUCGACCCAUACGGAUCUCCCAAAGUGAAGCCUCCCAAUCAUGAAGACACAGUCCAGAGCACUUACCUGCCUAAGAAAAGCUUCCCAGAGAAAUCUCCUGUUAACGGCACCGGCGAACCUCCAAAGACCAACAGCACUACCACAUCCAGCUACAACCGUUUUGUGCCCAAGCCGUACACAACCUCUGCAAGACCCUUUGAGCGCAAGUUUGACAGCCCCAAGUUCAACCACAACCUCCUGCCUAAUGACUCUCAAAAUAAGACAGAUCAUGUGAAAGCUCCCAUCAGUACCACAACCAAACCACAGAGUUUGCCCCAGCCGAUAGACCACGACAGCGGCCUGGACACCUUCACCCGCACCAUGGACCAGAAACCCAGAUACCAGCAGAACAACAUCAACGCUGUACCCAAGGCAAUACCUGUCAGCCCGAGUGCUUUGGAGGAUGACGAUGAUGAUGACAGCCACACGGUGGUGGCGACGGCACGGGGCAUCUUCAACAGUAACGGUGGGGUCCUGAGCUCCAUUGAGACGGGAGUGAGCAUCAUUAUCCCUCAGGGAGCCAUUCCUGACGGUGUGGAGCAAGAAAUCUACUUCAAAGUGUGUCGGGACAACAGCAUCCUGCCUCCUCUGGACAAAGAGAAAGGUGAAACACUGCUGAGUCCUCUGGUGAUGUGUGGUCCCCAUGGCCUGAAGUUCCUGAAGCCAGUGGAGCUCCGCUUACCUCACUGUGCGUCUAUGACCCCUGAUGGUUGGUCUUUUGCUCUAAAAUCCUCCGACUCCUCGUCGGGUGAUCCUAAGAGCUGGCAGAACAAAUCUCUCCCUGGGGAUCCCAACUACCUGGUUGGAGCCAACUGUGUGUCUGUGCUUAUUGACCAUUUCUGAGGAGGGCAGCAGCAGGUCCCGUUAGUGAAUGUGGAACCAGAUUAAAGGAGAGAGGACCUUCCCCUUAUAAACACACAAUAUGUGACACUAAACGAAGGGUCUCCUGACUGCGCUCUGGCUUUGUUUACGGUAACCUCUGAGACUGGAGGGAGGGUUACAUUCAAUGAAGUGCUGUUUUAAUCUCCUCCUCAUCCUCUUCAUUUUUACUUCUUCCUUUUUUUUAAGUGCUUUUAAAUGCUUUCGAGGAUAACAAAAACAGACAUUAACCAUCGAUGGACUGCAUGCUCUGUGCCACUGACCAACUAAUACUCACACUGUAAGCCAACUGUAAUAUUUUGUAACACAUUAAGUUGUGUUGUCUAUUUUUUAAAGGAUUUUAUUAGGUUCUUCCAUUCAGUCUAGGCUACUCAAACGUAUAGACUAUAUUAAUCUGCAAGUGUAUUUUAACUUCUCGUAGUAUGCACACUCUAAUGUUAUGAUUCUCAUGUAUAGUGCAACUUUUCUAGAAUAUCGAAUUCCAGUUCUAGGCUUUUCAGUCGAGCAGUUGAAGUGUACAUCUGACACAUUUCCUGACUUUUAUCACGUCAAGGGGCAGGAUCAGUGCUAGUUGUGUGGGUAAGUGUCAGAGAGAAUCUCGGGAUCUUAAGAAUAAUACAGGAUGAAGUUUUCUAGCCAAGGAGGUGUCACCUAAGGCUCACCUUUUUUUAACUAGCUCCUUUGUAGACACCACUAGCCUCCUCACAGACCUGUGAACUUGAGCACUGGAACAUUCCUGCUGUGUCGAGAUCUAUGCACGUGCUUUGACUCAGGUGUGAAGAACGCUGCUCUCUCCUUUCCCCUCUUUCUCUCACAGAUUCUUUUCUCUCUCUGUCUCUCUCUCUUUCUCACACUCCAUCUAAAGCAGUGAUGCCUUAUCUGAAACGACACUUUUUUCAAUAACACAAAAACCUUUGUGGUUUCUUUUUGCUAAGUUGUUGUAAUGAUAAAUUAUGAAGAAACUGAAGUUGUCUUUCUGCCAUUUUUGUCAACCCGCUGUACAAAUAAACCUGGGUGUUGCACACAAGUGGAACAGUGUAAAGGAUAAGAACAGGUUUUCUCUUUCUAUCUGCUAUGCACAUGACCUUUGAAGAGAAAUACAACUAAAAGAUGGGAGGAGAUCAAUUGGCUGUACAUAAAGCUAGCAUAUUGCCUUCAUUAUUGGUUUGUAAAUUACUUUUUUUUAUGUCUUUAUUUUGUAUAAAACUUAAGGGGGAAAACAUUUAUAAAAGAGGAUGAAUGAAAUGAAACGAUCGUCUUUGUAUUCUGGUUUUACCCUUGAGCCUUGGAACGUGUACUUGGCAGUAAAAACAUCAUUUUCUACAGAUUCGCAUUAAAAUAUAAGCGUUUUUAAUGAUAGCCUUCUUUUUAUUCUUUAUUUACAAAAGAAAGUGCUUGAUGUAAACUAUUCUCAAAACCCGUUUCUCUUCAACGGUGUGCUUAAAAUGUGUCCCACACAUUUAUUUGUGAUACUGGAUGCUAUAUUGGGUGUCCUGAAAUGUAUUUUUGUACUAAUAGACGAUUUAUUACGGCACACCAGAAUUCUUCUUUAGACAAUAUAACAGCUUUGACUGGUCAUUAGCUAUUCACAUGUGGCAGAGUUUGUUCCCUUUUCAACACUAUUUCCAGUAUGCCACUGUAUUAAAAAUAAAAUCAUUUUGAAAAUACA